CUUAUUAGAAGUCAUGUACGAGCUCUUCAGGUUCCCUGUUCCUAUAGUGACAGGAGAUUUUGAGGAAGCCCUGCACAGCGUGGACCCCAGCAAGUUUCAGGACGGCUGGAGACUAUCUGAUGGGUUUGUAGCUGCAGAAGCCAAAGUCGUAUUGCCUCACAGAGCGCGAUCCAGACCAGACCUCAUGGACAACUACCUGGCACUACUGCUGUCUGCCUUUAUCAACAGUGGACUACUGGAGGGUCUGGUGGAGGUUGUGACCAGCAGUGAUGGACAGAUAUCAGUGAGAGCCACCAUACUGCUCGGAGAACUUCUGCACAUGGUAUUACAUUACUUCAGAUCU
This is a messenger RNA of Sinocyclocheilus grahami, 343 nucleotides long. RefSeq names its product rapamycin-insensitive companion of mTOR-like. The annotation marks the transcript as partial. Gene Ontology annotation, biological process: positive regulation of phosphatidylinositol 3-kinase/protein kinase B signal transduction; TORC2 signaling. Gene Ontology annotation, molecular function: protein serine/threonine kinase activator activity. The transcript is spliced from 4 exons. Gene Ontology annotation, cellular component: TORC2 complex. Lineage: Eukaryota; Metazoa; Chordata; Actinopteri; Cypriniformes; Cyprinidae. The record is from RefSeq and is a predicted model, not a curated record.